GCGAGCGAGCAAGCGAGCGCUCAUUCAGUCAACAGAAAUCAUUCGCGUUUGAUGGACGGUGGCGGUUCGUAGUUCCAUUGACGCGUUGUUGUAUCCGAUUCUUUUUCUUGGCCCUCCUCGGCGACAGUUUCCCCACUCUUGUGUUGUGAGAAAUAAAAAUUGAUUGUGUGUUUCAACCAGACGAGUAAAUUGGUAAAAAUUGCUCGGACCGUGUGCGGAGCGCAAAUUAUUCGGUACUGUUUUUCAUUGCUGGGAUUAUUGUGCUUUUCCCUUGUGAGUGAAAUCAUCGAAAGAAACCAGAAGCAAUUUUUUCGGGGUCGAUUGGUGAAUAAAUCAUACACAGCAGUGGAAAAGAAAAAUGGAAACAUGCGAAAAUCGAUUGCUGUGAUCGUUUGGCCUCAGUACAUAACGCCAAAGCGUUGUAAAUAAAAAUCAUUAUUUUCCAUUCGUAACAGUGACAGUACAUAUUAAAGUGGCAUCUUGCGUGUUUUGAUUUUUCUUGAGGCAUUUUCCUGGAACGGAGUUGUUCGAUCAUUAGACGCUGAAAAGUAUAGCCGCUGUUGUGAAGUUGAAUUCGUGUCGAGGGGUGGAGAAAACCCUCCUUCCGUGUGUGUGUGCCUUUUCCUCAGCUGAUCGAUUUUUCCUUCAUUUUCUCCCCUAGUUUAACAAAUUUCAACUUCCAUUGUAGAGUGACUAAAUUGUGAAAUAUCAGGAAGGAAUAAAUUACCCUGAAAUUAUAGUGGUGCAUAAAUAGUGCAGCAGAAGUUGAUCGAUAUUCUCAAGACAAAGAGCGAAAAUUGAAAAUCGGUGUGUCGUAAUUCUUGUUUCCUGUGUAAUGGAGCAGUAAAAUCUUUUAUCGGAAGCAGUGAGUGUGAAUUCGUGAAUGGUCUGGAAAUCAACGCCCAUCAUUCAUGCGUUUUUAGUAGUGUGAUUGGAAUCAUUAAUAAUAACCCCGGAUUAUCAUAAAAAAGUGGAACGUAAACUACAACCAGCUUUGUAACUGAAAGAGAAAUACAGGAUUUUCUUCUCCAUGAGAAAGGAUAUCUAAAUUGUCACCGUUUGCUCAGUUCUAUUCUCUUUCUUUUCCUGGAAAUUACGUCGGAUGAAUAAAUAUUUGCUUAACCACCUAAAGAAAUAGUAUAGAACGAACACGAAGGGCGUACCUUCAAAGGUGGCAAGAUGUCAGACGACGAUAAGGAAUCAUCUGUUCGGGUUGCCGUCAGAAUCCGCCCACAGAUACCACGCGAGCUGAUAGAUAUGUGCCGGGUGUGCACCCAAGUCACACCCGGUGAACCUCAGCUCUACCUCGGGUCCGAUAAGGCCUUCACCUUCGAUUAUGUAUUUGAUGUGAGCGCGACUCAGGUUUCCGUGUAUGCCAACUGUGUCGAGAAAUUGGUCGAAGGCUCGCUGAAAGGUUACAAUGCAACGGUGCUAGCCUACGGACAGACUGGUUCAGGAAAAACCUACACAAUGGGAACCGGCUUCGAGCGUGACAUUCCGGAAAUGCAAGAAGGCAUAAUCCCACGUGCAGUUCGGCAUCUCUUCGAGGGUAUCACCCAGCUGCAAGAGAACCCCUACGAUGAGGACGGAGUGUAUCUGGGAUCGUUGCAGUUCAGCGUUGCAGCGCAGUUUAUGGAACUGUACAACGAGGAAAUUAUCGACCUGCUCGAUCCCUACAGUAAGGGUCGCCUGUUCAAAAUUCAUGAAGAUGCCAGCGGUGGUAUAUCGGUGGCUGGGGCGACUAUACAGUCCCUCACCGGACCGCAAGAUGCCUUACGUUGCCUGCAGCAGGGUGCCCUGGCACGCACGACGGCUUCCACCCAGAUGAAUGAACAAUCGUCCCGCAGUCAUGCUCUCUUCACAAUCCUUAUUCGACGGCAGCGGGUGAUGAGUGCCGAAGAAAGUGGCAACCCGGAAGGGGAUUUGGAAACACUCACAUCCAAGUUCCACUUUGUGGAUCUGGCCGGUUCGGAGCGGCUCAAACGAACCGGCGCAACAGGUGAACGAGCCCGAGAAGGAAUCUCAAUCAACUGCGGUCUGCUGGCACUUGGCAACGUGAUAUCGGCGCUCGGUGAUAAAUCGAAGAAGGUUUCACACGUCCCCUAUCGGGACUCGAAGCUGACCCGACUGCUGCAGGAUUCGCUGGGUGGAAAUAGCCAAACGAUCAUGAUUGCCUGUGUGUCACCGAGCGAUCGCGACUUCAUGGAGACGCUCAAUACGCUCAAGUACGCCAACCGGGCGCGCAACAUCAAAAACAAAGUACAAAUCAAUCAAGACCAGAGUUCGCGUACGAUCUCACAGCUGAGGCGUGAAAUCGCUGCCCUGCAGCUGGAGCUGGUCGAGUACAAGCAGGGCAAACGCAGCGUGGACGCCGAGGGUAAUGCUGCCAUCUCGGACACCUUCCUGGAAAAUGCAAUGCUGCUGCAGGACAACAAGCGCCUACAGCAGCGACUGAAAGCAAUGCAGGAAACCAUCAACACCUUGACGGACAAGAACGCCACACUUCAGGCACAGCAGGCCCUAUUUGGCUGGUCCUCGGGCAGUACCGGGGGGAGUGGCGACCAGGGAGAGGAUGGUGCUGGCAGCGAGAAUGCCAUACAACAGUUAGUUGCUGGCUACAUUAGUGAAAUUGAGAAACUGAAGGCGAAAUUGAUCGAAUCUGAGCAGAUGUUCCAGCAGAUGAAGAAAGUGCAGGCCAGUCCGUCGAAGCUUGGGCUGAAGAGUAACUAUUCCUUCAUUGAAGACUCGACGGAAACGGUUAUCAACAUGGCGAAGCGUGAGUUGGAGAAAGAUAGGGAGCUGUUGAUGUCUCGAUCACUGCCUGGAUUGGAGAACGACAGCAGCAAUCAAAGUUUGGAGGAUGGAUCGGAUAGUGAUUCGGAUACGGAAUCGGAUGAUAAGGCAGGAGAGUUACAGGCGGAGAUCAAUGACAUAAGUUCGGAUAUAGAGAUAAAAUCAAAACUGAUUGAGCAGUUGGAAUUGUCGCAACAGCGGAUGCACGUUAUGCGACAGCAGUAUGAGGACAAGCUGAAUGUGUUGAAUGCGAAAAUUGUCAACACGCAGAAGGAGCGUGAUCAAGUGCUAGCUAAUAUGAGUGGGUCGGGAGUUGUAGUUGGAAGCGCACAAAAUGAUAGAAUAAGAAAGGUGAAGGAAGAGUACGAACGAAAGCUAUCAGAGAUGCAAAAGGAACUGAAGAAACUGCAAGUGGCACAAAGAGAGCACAUGAGACAACAGAGAGAACUACAAGCGCAGGAUGCUCAGUUGAAGGCGCUGCGCGGAGAGUUGAGCGAGUUGAAGCAGAUUAAGAUACGGUUGAUGAAGAAGAUUCACGAGGAAAACAACAGGCACAAAGAAAUGGAGAGUAGAAGGACUCGGGAAAUAGCGCAACUGAGGAAGGAAAGCAGGAAACAUGUGAACAUGAUCAAAUCACUCCAAGCUCAGGGAGCGGCGAAGGAUCAAGUUUUGAAGAGGAAAACUGAAGAAGUUUCAAACUUGCGAAAGACUCAGCGUGGUAUGAUGAGCAUGAAGGCGGCAGGAAGGUUCCCUGUGAAAAAGUCCGUCGCCGCUCAGAAUACGAAGAAUCUCAAAGCCAAGUGGGACUCGCUUCAAAGGACUAUUGCUAGAGCAGCGAGAAGCAGACAGGCGGUGCUGGAACUGGAACGAGAGUUGGAACGAUUAUUGCAGGAACGGGAUGGACUGAGCCGUGAUCUGGUCAAUAUCCGCUCCAAAAAGGUUCAUUCAUAUACGGCAGAAUUAAUUUCUGAGGAAGACACCAUAAUGGCCAAUAUGAACUACAUUCAGGAGAACAUUACCCAGAUUCAGCAUUCCAUUAUGGAACUAGAAGAGGGCAAAGAGUCGGCCUCCGAGCAUCAACAGAUGCAGACUAUCCUCGAGAAUAUACGUUCUGUCGAAGAAGCUAAAUUUAUCCUGGAAAAGUUGUGUGGAACGUCUGUUGUGCAAGUUUGUGAAGCAGCUCUAACACAAACACGACUGAAGGAACGCGAAGCUUUGUUGAACGAAGUUCAACAGGACAGCAGCAUCCAACAGCAACUGCUGCAGCAUAUUCUCGCACGAACUCCAGCAGCAACAUUGUCGGAUACUAGCUUCAGUUCUGGCCAGUCCCACCACUCGAAUGUGGUGAACACCAUGCUACACGCAGCUGUCCUUUCGAAUGGAGUCUCAUCUGCUGUUUACGAAGACACCGCGGAGACCACUGAAAGUCAUCCUUACGUGAUCAAUUCUGUCACCAGAAGCCCAUCGCCCAGUAGCAGCACGGAAUUCGAUAACGAUAGCAUUGUCACCUACAGAAACUCCUCCAAGCUAAGACGAAGGCUCACGACCACUGCCGGUCAGGACUCACUGCCGUAUGGCGGAUCCGGUGUUGGACCGGACGUAUCCGGUUCCCCGACCGCCAACAGCAAGCUUGAGAAAGUGGGUAUUUGUAUUUAUCUUGAGGAUUCGGCAGAUGACGAUGACACGAUGAUACAUUCUCCGCAGGAUGAGAAUGGGGGCUUCAUCGGUGGCGGUAUGACGGGCAUGACCCGAUCCUAUACCGCUGCCUCGUCUAGCGAAGCGCCAUCACAUAUCCCGGUUGUGACGAACAGCAGCACAUCGGUAGCAGGCCGUAGUUUCGUUCCGCUAUCACGAGCUCCCAGCGCACCGGGUUCCUUGAAAGGACUUCAACCAGUGCCAAACAUAUCGCGUCAAAAUAGCACCGCGUCGCCCCUGUUGGCCCGAAAGUCGUUCGAACCGAAUGUAGCACCGCCAUCACCUCGGAUCUCCAGGCGGCCGGUCCCCAGCAAAGCGUCACCGGGAAUGGAGGAUGCCAAUGAAAUUCCCACCUCGCCACCGGUUUACCGCCGGGGAACAUCACGGGAGGACACCGGUGAUGUGUUUUCACGUCUUGGCGCUGGUACGCAGGAUCCUUCACCGGGUGGUCACAUCAAAGAGUAUGCAGGAAAGUUGAAGGCUGGUUCUCCACUUAUCUGCACUCACAUUGUUGAAGGGCAUAGCAAUUCCGUUCUUUCGAUCAAGGUGUCCAACCAGACACUCUUCACCGCUGCCGCUGAUCGCACUGUUAAAGUGUGGGAUCUUCGCAGUGGCCAGACGCCUCACUGCUUAACAGGCCAUUUGGGACCGGUUGCAGCUGUCGAGUGUGAUCCGACCAACAAUUUACUUUUCUCCGCGUCGGGAGCAUUCGUAAAAGUUUGGGACCUCAGGGAUAGCAACAUCAGGCCAAUUAUAACCUUAUGUUCCUCGGGAUCGGUUCUUCCGGCAAAUGCAUCACUAUCGGACCUAAUCCCGGGCGAGUGUUCAAUUACUGCGUUGAAACUCGGAGCUUCGGGCAAGCUGUACACCGCUGCAUCGGAUAAGGUCCGCAUCUGGGAUCUACGGACAUUUUCUUGCCUCGGGAGGCUCUCCGGUGGUCAUCAGGCGGCUGUCAUGUGUCUUACCGCCUGGGAGGGUCCCAACAAUACUGAUCUCGUGGCAACGGGCUCCAAGGAUCACUACGUCAAGGUGUUUGAGGUCAAUGCGCUCGGUGGAAAUGUCCCGCCGUUGCUCAAUCUGGAACCACCACACUACGAUGGAGUGCAGGCCCUUGCGGUGGCAAAAGAUGCUACCGGAGUCGACGCCGAGCUGUUUUCCGGGAGUAGAGACUCCGGCAUCAAAAGGUGGGACCUGCGCAACGGAGAACUCAAACAGUCGCUCAACAAUGCCCACAAAGGCUGGGUCUCCGGAAUGGCCAUCUAUGGGGACAUUCUGCUGUCUAGCUGUCGUGGUGGCGUUAUUCGCCUAUGGAAUGUUAAAAAUUGUGAUAGUCUAGCCGAGAUGAAGACUGACCAGUCAAUUAACGACAUCGUCACCAGUGACAACCGGGUCUUCACGGCAUCCAAUGACGGUAAGGUGCGCGUGUGGCGUGUCUCGUCCACCAUCCGGCGAUUGAGCGCCGAGAACAGAUGACGCCAGAGUACGGAAGCGAUGCUGGAUCGAAUGUACUUCAACUACAGCAUGCGAAACAUUCAUUCAGCGUCGACUUCCGUCUCCGGUGGGGCUGGUCCAACCGGAGGAGAACCUGCUAUAGAUAAGAGGAGACCGAUGUCCACAUCGGCAACCGCAACGACGGUGGCACCGUCCUCGUCGUCAACGUACGGUGGGAAAACGUCCAACCUUUCUUCCCACUCGUUCAACUCACCAACCUCGUCCACGUCGAUACGUAACAGUAGACUCUACCGAAGUCUAAAUCAUAACUACCUAGGUAUACUAAGCAGGGUUAAUAGUAGGAGGUAGUUGAAUCUUCCUCCACAUUUGAAGAUGCCUUCUGCGUAGCAGAAAGCCUCGAAUCUCCAAAUAAAAUAAAAAACAGAAAAAUCCGUGCGCCAAUUAGAUAGACUUAUUAGCUGUGUAGGAGACUGAAAAGACAUUAUAUAAUGUUCGAAUACAGUUUUUUUUAGCAAACAGGGUUUCAAUCGACUUCCAUCGGGCGUUACAACAAUAAUAUGAUUGCAAUCAGAUAGCUUUAAUCGGUCGAUUGUCUCCUGCCCACUCUGCUGCGACGUGACGCGUCGGAAGCAUCUCUAAAAGGAGACAAAACUUGCCUUCAACCCGACAGUAAAAGAGUCAGAUAUGAACAAAAGCCUCACGAUGUUUAGAAACUCUCUAUAUAGGAACAAAUUGAACAGAAUCAAAUCUUCCACCAACCAACCAGAAAAGACAGUCCGUUCAGUAUUUUACUUUACACUCACGCACUCUAUAAUUUGUUUUAUGCACUAAUUUUCCUAACGGCUCCCCUCCCGUCUACAGUCAGUACGAGUAGGAUCUUAUCUAAUUAAACGAAUAACAGGCCCAAAAUCGAUUGGUUGUGAUGUAGGUGUAAGAGAGAUUGCAAAAGUAUAUGUAUAUUGUUUUUUAUCACGCAUCAUUUAUUCAUAAUUUUUGCAAUCAUUAGUUAGCAUUAUUUUGUUUUUGUUUUAAUCAGUAUUUUAAUGAGCUUUUUUCUCUCGCUAAAAGCUACUGCCCAAUGAUGAUUAUGUACUUACAGUGUUUGUUAAAAAAAUAAAGAAAAAACAUCCUAAUACUUUUCCGAAAGUAUUCUACUGAAUCUCUGAUCGUAUUAAUUUGAUGUUUAUAUUUCACGUUAGGAAAUAAAAAUGUGCGGUUUAAUUAGUUUUUUUCUUCAUUACUACUAUUCCUAACCUCUAGGCAUAUCUUUACAAACAAAAAUGAACAAGAGUUUACAAUGUAACGACUCCGUUAAUGAAUGAAUCUGAUGUUAUAACAGGUUUUACGGUAUCGAGAAAAUAAUCAUCUGUGAGAAUGGGUAAUACUAUAACGUGUGUUGUAACAGCUAACUUCAAUUAUAAGCCAGAGUUGGAAUGAAUAAUAUAGUUUAGGACAUACCUAUGCCACAAAUAUAAGGCUCGCUCAAUAUA
This is a messenger RNA of Ochlerotatus camptorhynchus, 7430 nucleotides long. It is a transcript of the gene Klp31E, whose product is annotated as kinesin-like protein 31E. Gene Ontology annotation, cellular component: microtubule associated complex. NCBI's taxonomy places the organism in Eukaryota, Metazoa, Arthropoda, Insecta, Diptera, Culicidae. Gene Ontology annotation, molecular function: microtubule binding; microtubule motor activity; ATP binding. The record is from RefSeq and is a predicted model, not a curated record. The transcript has 15 exons. The coding region runs from base 1180 to 5961 and encodes 1593 amino acids. Gene Ontology annotation, biological process: mitotic spindle organization; spindle elongation; microtubule-based movement.